Sebastes umbrosus (honeycomb rockfish) is the source of this 3674-nucleotide messenger RNA. RefSeq names its product protein phosphatase 1, regulatory (inhibitor) subunit 14Bb (gene ppp1r14bb). Gene Ontology annotation, molecular function: protein serine/threonine phosphatase inhibitor activity. Gene Ontology annotation, cellular component: cytoplasm. The transcript is spliced from 4 exons. The coding region runs from base 371 to 757 and encodes 128 amino acids. Lineage: Eukaryota; Metazoa; Chordata; Actinopteri; Perciformes; Sebastidae. Gene Ontology annotation, biological process: innate immune response; regulation of phosphorylation. The record is from RefSeq and is a predicted model, not a curated record.
AGAGAGAGAGAGAGCGAGAGCGAGAGAGAGAGAGAGCGAGAGAGAGAGACGUGUGAUUUCUCUUUGUACUGAAUGAAGAGUUGAGGCCGGCUCUCUUUCUCUAGAAGCACAGUUUGCAUGCUGUAAAUAGCCCAAUAAGCCGGUCACUCUUCACGUCUCGCCGUCUCGCCGUCUUGUGUUUAUUGGAAGCGGCCGUCUCCUGCAAAUGUCCCUUUGAGCGGUUUUUGGACAACAAAAGCAUCAGGUCCAACGCUGUGUCUUCUCCGGGGGAUUCCAAGUCACUCAUUUAUCAGUCGGGGUGUUUUUUGUCUCCUCUCCGUCUCCUCUUCCACACUUCCACACCUCCGGGGGGGAUUUUCUUUUUGCGACCAUGGCUGCUGUAACGAGCCCGGAGACGAGCCCUCAACCUCGGGUAUAUUUCCAGACGCCGGCCGGCACCACGGAGGAACCGGAGACACCGGUUCGGAAGCAGGGACGCGUUACCGUCAAAUACGACCGCAAGGAGCUGAGGAAGAGACUGAACCUGGAGGAGUGGAUUAUCAACCAGCUAACGGACCUCUACGACUGUGAGGAGGAGGCCAUCCCAGAGCUUGAGAUAGAUGUGGAUGAGCUGCUGGAUAUGCCCAGUGACGUAGAACGGGGAGCCAGGGUCAAGGACUUACUGGUCGAGUGCUUUAAACCUACCGAGGUCUUCGUCUCAGAGCUGCUCGACAAGAUCCGAGGGAUGCAGAAACUCUCCACGCCUCAGAAGAAAUGAUGGCGUCCCUCCUCCUCCUCCUCUUCCCCCCCUCACAUCCUCCCUUCCACCUCAGCCCUCACCUCUCCUCUUCCUACCGUGCUUUCCAUCUUUUUUAUUCGAUGUCAUGAAAUACUUUAACUAAACCUUGUUUCCUCUCUUCCUCCACACCCUCCGCUUUAAACCUCUUUCUUUUAGUCUCUUCCUUGCCUGGAUCCAACCACAUGAAUCGCUUUUAUUUUUCAUCCUUCCCUUGUUGUUCAACUUUCUUCUUAAAAAACACCAGCGAAGAAGUAAAAGUAAAGAAUGCAUAAUAAUAAGCAGGCGAAAAGAACAACAAGCGAUUCAUUGGUCUCAACCCAAGCACUCUCCAUCCAUCUCUUUCUCACUCCUGCUCUUCCUUCACCCUUUGUUUGGCUUUACUCCUCUUCCUCACCCAGCUUUUCUUCCUCCCACCCUCACACCACCCUCCAUCUGUCUGAGGAGGAGGAGAAGAGGAGCAGAGACGAGAUGAGUCCCAUAAUUACUGAGAGAGUGGGAAGAGGAGUCUGCAACAGCCAAGAAAAGAGUGGAAAGGGUGAACGACGAAGGCGGAAACGGCCAAUCAGCUUGAAGCAGGGCCUAAUCAUUAUGUCUCCACCAAUGAGAUUCCUUAUUUGGUUAUUUGUAAGGGGUUUCAAUGAUCCAGCUACCAAUUAUGAUUCUUUUGAUACUUCCUAGUUCGGUUUGAGGGCACGGGGAUAUUCACUUGACUUUUCAUGUUUUUGACGGGGGUUAGUACAGUCUUUACAGAUAAUCCCCCCUUAAUCAGAGGCAUUUUGCUACAGUGGUGCAUUUAAAGACUCUUUUUUUGUGUGGAUCUGUUGAAAAAUCUGCACUAUGUCAUUUUGGGGAGAAAAUCUGAACCUCUGACCACGAAGAAUAAUGUGGUAUAUCUUUAGUCCAACAAAAAGGGACAUUUGAUCCCUUAAAAUAGUGGUUGAACCUUAAAAAAGUCACUGGCUGGCUGUGGUGGUCAUAGGGUCCAACUAAUUUUAGACUACAAAUCUUCCUUUGAGGUUAGAGUAGAAGUAGGUUCUCUUAGGUCGGGUGUGCUUGAAUAGAAAAUUCUUGGGGGGGAAAAAGUGUUUUUCUUUCCUCAAAUGCGCAGUGCAGUCGUAAGAGAGGCUCUUUAGAAGCCACUGCUGUCCAGCCUGCACAUGCAUUAUGUACGUCUGUGUGUUGCUAAAUGCUACGUGGGUAUGUUGCUACAUAAUGUACAGCAACUUUCAUAAUAGGAGUGUUUUUUUUCCUGGCCUGUAUAUUCUGCUGUUCUGUACGACAAAUUUAGAUUUUUUAGUAUAGGACUGGUUCCUGUUUUCUUUGUUUUUUUCUUUUCUGGAUGCAUUUUGUCACACACACACUGACAGUCCGACAGGGGGACCCAGAACAAAGCUGCCUUGUUUUUUUGUUUUUUUGUUCCAUCCCUCCCUCUUUGUGUCUCUUUCUCACUUCUCUCCUUUAACACUAGAAAAUAUUCAGUCCACCACAUUGUUUGUCAGUUCAGAGCAGUCACUCAUACAUGGGAACUCUGACAGUGUCUCCAUGUUGGUGUCGAGACGUCUGAAUGGGAGGGACGGAGGCCGCUGUUUUACAUCCAAGCUGUCUAAAUGCAUUCACCCUUCCUUUUCUUCUCUCUCUCACUCACUCACACACACAUACACACACACACACAUACAAGGGCCACCCCUUGGGGCGGAGAAAACGGAAACGCAUUAGCAAACACAGCUGCCUCUCACACAGAUGUGCACACACACACACACACACAAAGUGCUGAGAGAGAAAGGGAUUCAGAGACGGGUCCAUAGCUGUCACAAGAUCUGUGCGUUUCCCCGGCUGCAGCUGCCAAUCAUGUCCGAGAAUAAGCCAUCUGUUUCUCAUCCCGAGCCAAUCAGAUCAGAGGCAGAAGGCCGUCGGCCAAUCGGAGAAGCAUUUGCUGUGAUUCCUGUGACCAAUUGUGAACACCUGCGGUGACACCAGACCUCCACUGUCUGUCUCUUUUCUCUCUCAGUGCCAACACACACACACACAUUGGCUCAUUUCUAUCUUUACUGCUCUGUCAUUUCUCCCUGGCAUCCCCUCUCUCCUCCUCCAUCCUUUUGUCCACCCUCCCUUUAUCCCUUCUUCAGUUUCCUUUCCUUUUUUUAAAAAAAACAGAUGUUGCCUUAGGUAUUAUUUAUGUUACACAAACCAAAUAAACGGGAGACAUUCAUUUUUAAAGAGGUAACGCAAACUGCUAAACACGUGCGUUACCGAGCAGAACUCAGAUCAAUCUUAGAUCUUCUGUCGCUCCUUUUUUUUUUUUUGAAAAACAAAAUGAGAUUCUGUUGGGUUUUUUUUAGAAGUGAGUGUUUAAUACUUAGGCCUUGAUACAGUGAUUUUGUUUAGAUGAAACAAUGUUCUUUACAUUUACCGUUUGAAUACUGGUCUGUUUUUAUUGUGAUCAUGACACUUCUUGAUGCCAGGCCUUGGAUUAUAACAUGUUAGUUGAACAAAAAAAUCCAUUCAGAUACACUUUUGGUGCGAUUGCUGUUGCCUUCCUAGCAGGGUUUCCAAAUUUGUUGGAGACAUCGGAUUGUACCAGGCAAGCUCAAUCAGUAGGUGAAUUUGAGUGGAUUUUCAUUUCUAAAUCCGGGUUUGGAUUAUACCUUCUUAGACUGUUAUUGAGAAGUCUGUUUUUUUACUGUUGGGGAAAAUUGCAAAAAAAAUAUAUAUACUGAUUAUCAUCAUUGAGGCUAAAUACAAGAGCUAAACCAUGCGGAUUGAAGGAGCGGAGGUGUUUUUUGGACAAUGAUUAGAUCAAACCAACAAACAAAUGUAGCAAUAUCAACAACAGGUCUUGUUUUUGCCCAAUUUUGUUACACUUUUAUGCAACUUUAAUAAAAACAUGUAAAAUGGA